Molecule: messenger RNA, 831 nt
Organism: Entamoeba histolytica HM-1:IMSS
Lineage: Eukaryota; Evosea; Mastigamoebida; Endamoebidae
Exons: 2
Coding region: 1-831 (276 amino acids)
Biological process (GO): regulation of transcription by RNA polymerase II
Cellular component (GO): mediator complex
Molecular function (GO): transcription coregulator activity
Source: RefSeq, a predicted model, not a curated record
AUGGAAAUAACAACAGAACGAAGUACAUUAAUUGAUAUAACUCGGAAUAUAACAUUUAGUAUUGCACAUGAUAUAUCUAAAGGAUUAAAUUCAGGGAAUCGAGAAGAAAUAAUAAUAGCAUUAGAACGAGGAAUUCAUUCAUUAGGGAAAUUAUUAGUUGUAACACGAUGGUUAGGAAGAAAUCCAGUAUUACAUGAUAUAGAUACAUUUAAUAGAGUAUGUCAAGAGUCAAUAAUUCAAUUACAUUCUAUUGUCAAAAGAUUAUUAAAAAAUGGAAAAAAAGAAAUACAACAACGAACAAGAUUUCCAGAAAUAUCAAUUGCAUUAGAAGUAUUAAUAAAACGUACAUAUCCACUUCCACAUAUUGAAAUAAAACAACCAAAUUAUAAAAAAAUUAUACAUUUAUUAGAACAAAGAAUAUGGAGAUAUUAUUAUAUUCAUUAUAAACAAAUUCAAUGUGAUCAAAUAGAUAUUUAUGGAGGAAUGAUAUUUAUUCAUAAUAAAGAAACAUUUAGUUGUUGGAUAACAAUUCAAAAUCCAGAAAUAGCAUUAUUAAGUAAUGAAAUUAAAUGGAGAAUUAUUAAAUUAACAUUUUUUAUUCCAAAUGAAAUAAAAGUAGAAGAUAAAAUUAUAGAAAGAAUAAAUAAAGAUAUAUUAAAUGAAAAUGGAAAAGAACCAAUUAAAAUAUUAAUUGAACAAUUAAAUAUUAUUGCAAAAAAUACACAUUUUAAUUCAAUAUUAAAUGAAUGUACAACAUUAAUAAAUAAAAAUAUAUUUCCAAAAUUAAAAAGUAUAAUUGAAACAAAUGGAAAUAACACAUAUUCCAUCUAA